Aedes albopictus (Asian tiger mosquito) is the source of this 4161-nucleotide messenger RNA. RefSeq lists its product as uncharacterized. Lineage: Eukaryota; Metazoa; Arthropoda; Insecta; Diptera; Culicidae. The record is from RefSeq and is a predicted model, not a curated record.
AUUCAAAACAGAGAAUGAGUGCCUCUUAUCGAAUCGAUCAAGACAAUUUUCUCUCACCCACAACCACGCGGUCCCGCGAGUAUCGGAUUUUUCCAUCUCAACCAUACUCACCGCAACGAUCGCGCGCGCGCCCGCACCAAUCGUGAGUGCUUCAAACCCAUCAUGACGACGACGACGACGACAACGAAGGUUUCAAGUUCCAUCGAAAGACACCACAAUCGGAUGGCAAAAUUUAAUUCAUUUUCAACCCAUCCAGCCAAUCAGUCGUUCCGCGACAGCUAAACACUACGCAAGCAUUCGACAGCGGGUUCGUCGCCUUGUUCGUUCAGAGUGAAGUCUCUUUCUGAGGAGAAGUCGUUUUUUUUUUUCCUGUGUCGAUCGGAAGAAGUUGCUGGCAAAGGAUUUCGCAUCAAGUGUGAUAAAAGAUAAUAUAUUUUAAAAGGGGGAAAAGAGUUUUUGAAUUGGCAUCCAUCAGGAAAGCAUAACGAUCACGCAGCCAACAUUUAUGGGUCCAUAUUUUGCGUGCCCUCGGUGAUUAACGAUAAAGAAAGGUGGAAGUACUGUGUGUGUAGUGUGCGAGGGCUGCGUUUUGUGCUGUGCCAUUGUGUCCAAGUGAUCCCGUCGAGCCGUGCCGGGAGGAGAGUCACGCCGAAACAAAAGUGGAAGUGAACAAACAGAAAAAAAAAACGAGCCAACAUUAUAUAGCAUAAAUAUUAAUACACAAAACGCGCAACGACGGCUGCACGACAAAGAGCCCCCCGAGCCCAGAAAAUCGAAAAAUAAAAAGAUCGUGAAAAGUGAGAAUCCAAAAGAUUAAACUGUCCGCCGAAAAGCCUUGGCCACUAGGUUGGUCCAAAAUUCAUGGGAUCGCGAAAUCAAAAGCUUGAUGUAGUUCUAAGAGCACCUAGUAGUAGUUCAUGCAAGUUUCUUAUUACUCGGAUAAUCAAGAUAACUGGACAUAUCUGAAGUUUGUGUGGGAAAAUUCCAUGUCAUACACAGAACAGUGAAAAUUUGAAGUUGUACUAGGUAUCGCAACCAACAGAUUUUAUCCGAGUAGUAUUUUAGAAGCAUGACUUUUUCUUAAAAAUUUCUUCAGGACUUUCAAGAAAUUUUAUGAUUGCCAAUAGUUUGUUCCAAAUCUCUUAAAAUCUGUUAUCAAUAUAUUAUCGGAUUAUAACACCAUUUACCAUAAGAUAACAUUAUUUUCUUCAGCAAAGGCAUUUUCUCUCAUAAGAGCCGUGAAGGAAUUAGUUCAUGUGAAAAAUUUUCUCUUCCCAUGUGAUUUAUGAUUACUGCUACACAUACUACAGGCCGGUUAUACAAUGAAUUUGCUUAGUCCGUUAGAGCCGAAAAAACUUCAAGAAACUAUACUAAACAAUUAAACUCUUUAAAACUGCAACAAAGUUGUUGCAAGUUUCUGAAAUUUCAUAUCCCUCCCAAAAGUUUGGACCACCCUUCUGGCCACCGACGACAAUCGAUCGGGCAUCAUCGAUCCCGCGCCGACUCCCCAGAGAAGAAGGAACAAAACCCGUGUAGCGGAGCAGCGCCGUGUGAGUCGAAGUCAACGACGACGACGACGACGACGGACGACAACGACAACGGCCGAAGAAAAAGAAGCUUAUUAAUAUAUUAAUUUCGUUUUGAUUGAUAUGUUGUGUGUUGAAUGAAAACAUAAAAACGUGAAAGAAAGCAAAAGCCCCCAGAGCAAGGCAGGGCCAAGAGGGGAACACUAGGGUGUGCAGUGCGAGAGGGUGUGGUGCUGUUCGGUGUUGUGCCUCCAGUCCCAGAGUCCAAUCCAGUCCAGUCGGGAAGAUCGAUCGGAUUGAACUCGCAGGGGGUUUGUGCCGCGGGGAGAACUUUUGCGUGGUGUCCAAAAACGGUCGUGUGAGUGAGCUUCCCUUACUCUUGGGGGUUUGUUGCCGGUUAGCGGAGCCUACCCUUCCUGGAUUCGGAAAUUUGGCGUCGAGCAUCGGCUCGUCGACUUCUUCAGAGGCAUCCCCAUCAUCCUCGUGGUCGUCGUCAUCAUCGUCAUUUUCUUCUUCAUUAGCUGGGCAUCAGCUUUAUCAUCAUCAUCAUCGUCCCCGCCGUGGCCGUUGUGAAGUAGCCACCAGAAGUGGCGGCGACCGGCAUCAUGAGUGUCCAGCGAUACAAAUUAAUAUUUAUACUGAUAUUUUUCAUCCACACAUCAACCGAUGCCGCCGCCGAAGCCAGUGCCGCUGGCGAUCCUCACGCGGUAGCUGCCGCCGUUUACCAUCAUCAACCGCCGCAACAGUUCCAACAGCAGCCGCAGCCUCAGCGACAAGGUGGCCGCACUGGGCCGUCCAACUCUGGAGCAGAUAACAAAGGUCGCACACUAUUCUCACCACGCCUCGAAUAUAACGAGUGGCAUCCCGUCGGACGUGGCGAUCCUCUGAAAAACGAUCCCACCUACGACUACAGUCCUCCCGUCCUAGAGCGCGUACGAUACUGGCCAGAAAACAAAGCCAACAAGGAUAAAACCAGUGACAUCCUACUUCUCGGAGUGCCAUCGAAGAAAUCCAGUGCCAAGGUCGAACACCAGUGGCCCAAUAAUGGUCCCAUUCGACGUAACUACUAUCACCAGCAGAUCAACGAGUUACCAACAGUUUUGAUGCCCCCUCCCUUGAACAAUCACCUUCAACCCGAAGAGCAGUAUCUGUGGACACAGGCCACCACCCACCAAGCACAGCGGUAUGAAACUCCAGCGGAAGGGUUCCGGUACAGGCCUGGACCACCAGCGCAUCCUAGUCAAAGUUUCGCCAAUCAGUAUUCAGGCCAAAAAUACAACGAGCCACCCAUGCUCCACUCGACUCCAUAUCAACAGCAGCUGCAAGCUCAUCCCAGUCAACAGUACACGACCACAAUUCGCCUGACAACUCCCAACGAAUUCAGCUCCAAAAAACCUAUCCUUCACACAAUCCUGCAAAACGAGAAAGCUUUCCCCUUCACCAAGUCAUCCAUGAGCGGUGGAAUCACAGAGUACACAGCCAACUUCUACAACCCUCAGAACAUCAACGCCAUGGCUACCACAAUCAUCCAUCCUCCCCAAACCACAGAGUACCUCACGUCAGAACCAUCCCACACGAUACCGCCGGUCAGUACUGACAUCAAGGCACCUCAUGUAACACCAGCAGCGUUUGUCCCACCAAUGACUUCCACAACAACAACUUCAACGACAACACCCGCACCUGCCCAAACCACUCCCGCAGAUCCUUUCCUGGCCCACCUCCAACAGGCUCAACCUAAAGCCCCUCUCUACCUUAUCAUCGAGGGUCACUCAAAGGUCAAAACGUACGGCCUAAACAACAACGACACCCUGAUGCAACUACCGAAAAUGGUCCCCGUGGUAGGCUCGGAGGAUCCCAUCAUCCGGCACGUCGUGAACCGAGACGAAACCGGCGAUGUCGUUGGCAUCCCUCGCAUAACCAUGAACCCGGUCAUGACGUCCACGAUGUCACCGGAGGCCAUGUCCUCGUCCGAGGAGGAAACCAGCGAGGAGAAAUCCGCCGUCAAUUCCCUACUAAGUCUGCUGGGUUCUUCUUUCGGGGAUUACUUCUCGGACAAGGACGCCAACGGGAACUCGAUCGAUAGCGCGGAAAGUGGUGACAAGGACUCCAAAUCGAGGAGAAACGUGCGCAGUGCGGACGAUAGGCAACAGCUGUACGUGACGGGAUCGUAUCUGGUGGGCGAUCAUGGAAGCAGAGAAGAGUCCGGAGACUACACUGCCUAUCGGAGAGGUUCGGUGUCCGAAAGUGCCAGUUUCAAGCAGGAAGUUUAUGCGUAUUGAACGGAUGAAGAGACGAACGAAGCGAAGAAUUUCAGUUCAAAAUUUAUGUUCCAAAACAAAAUGUUGAAUAGUUUGUUGCUGUUAAGUUUGCGCAAAAUUGACAUUUCUGUUGAAAUAUGAACGCCACUGUUAUUUCGUGGUGUGAUGAUCGAUUUUCAUGACCACUCCCAUUUGUACAUAGACAACGAAUACACUAUAGAGCGUAGGAUUAGUUACUACAUGCGUAUCAAAAUAAGGGCUGACAAGGAUGUACCCCUUUUUCCAAAUCAUUGUUGAACAAAUAGAAAUUCUCGGAGCCAUUUUUCCAGAAAAAGUGUUGCAGGUUGAGAUAAUAUGAUGAUUUGAUGUAAGUGAAG